AUGCGACUGCUUGUCGCAUGGGUGACGUUCUACUACAGCAUCUUCAUGGACGUGGUCGUCAAUUCGGUCGGCGGAUUGUUGGAGGCGAACGUAUUCACCGACGAGUUGGCCUCGUCCUCUAGCUCUCGCGGCUCCAACUGUAUUGCCGAGCGGAAAAGAAGGGCUGGUCAACGUCGGCGGAGAUACCACCUGCUGCUAGAGGACCUGGAAGGCAUGGGGGAGGAUGAAUUCAGGGACUUGUUUCGCAUAAACCGUGCAAUCCUCGAAUACAUUGUCUCCGGGAUGGCGCACUACAUGCAGCCGUACGUGGACAGGUACCUCAUCACUCAUGAGGUAGCUUGUCUGGUUGCUAUCAAAUACCUUGCCAGCAGCAUGUCGUUCGUAGACUUGUCCUCCGUGUUCGGGCUGUCCAAGACCCUGUGCCACAAGCUUGUUGACGCUCUGCUCAUGCACUUCCCGUCCGUCUUCAAGCAGCAGUGGGUCCACUUCCUGACCCGUGACGACCUCGAUGAGAUGGCCGAGGAGUUCCGCGCCAUCAAGGGGGUCCCUGCUAUAGUGGGGGCUAUAGACUGCACACACAUUCACAUGAAGGGAAUGAAGGGGCACAGACAAGAAUACUACACGCGGAAGUCAUGUUACGCCGUCCAGCUGCAGCUCACAUGCGACGCGAGAGGCAUCAUAUGGGACUACCUGAUCGGAUACCCGGGCAGUGCGCACGAUAAGAGAGUAUUCAUGAACAGCGCGUUACACGAAAGGUUGCACAACGGCGACAUAGCGCCAUACCAAAUAGUGGGAGAUGCUGCCUACCCUCUCAAGGAUUUCUGCCUGACCCCCCUACAUGCACCCCGUGAGGGCCUAAUGGAGGACUGGGAGCAGUGCUUGAACUACUGCCAAAGCGUUACGCGCAUGGCUGUUGAGGGCUGCAUCGGCUCCUUCAAAGGCCGGUGGCGUCUGUUCGCGGGCAGCAACGAUUGCAAGCUCUGGCGCAUUCUUGCAGGGGCGUCUUGUGGCGUCAUCCUGCACAACAUGUGUGAAACGAUGGGGGCAGUUAGGCGCGUCAAUGCAUCGUGGGCCAACUUGCCCCGGAACCGGGACCCAUGGUGGACUCGUGGCGCGAUAGCAGAGUUCAAGUGGGAGCCAUGUGAACCGUGCACACAAGCGAAUCUGAGGGAAAGGCGCAAGCGGGUGGGCGAGGCUCUGGAGUCGUCCUACAUUACUCGGCGUCGCUGCGAACCCACACCUCCUCGGCCGCAUCAGGGUUAG
Closterium sp. Yama58-4 is the source of this 1263-nucleotide messenger RNA. NCBI's taxonomy places the organism in Eukaryota, Viridiplantae, Streptophyta, Zygnematophyceae, Desmidiales, Closteriaceae. The record is from the annotation of a GenBank genome assembly.